CUUUGUUGUGCAGGACCCUGGGGUGGCUCCUCAGCCAGCAGCAGGCCUGCUUGGGCAGCACUGCUUGCUCUUGGUCAUACCACAGUGGUUUAUAGAAGCUGCUUAAAACCCACCACCUGCACAGUUAGAGGUGGAGUUGGAGCAAUGGGCAAAGUAGUCUGUUGCUCCUGUCUUCCAAGCUUCAUUGGAAGUCAAGUACCAUGGACUAAAACCCUCCAGUUGUUGCAAACCUGUAUCAAGCUGGAUGUUUUGAGGAAGCUUCAGCAAGAAUGGCACAUGCAUUUAUACAGAGUCAGGUUUACAGAUCUGUCAACACAGAGCACCAACUUGCUGCACCAAAAAAAUGGAAGAAAGCUACCAGGCAGCUGUUCGAAGGGAGAGGACUCAAAGUAUCCAAGCACUGAACUUUGAACUGAAGUACAUGAUUGUUGGUCACAUCACAGCUUUUCAAGAGGCCUUUGAGUCUUUGCUUCGCUUUGCUGAAAACCGCACAAGUUCCCUGUUUGAGACAGCUUACAGACCUAUGGCAAAAGAAGCAGCAGAGCCUGUUAAAGAACUUUUUACAGACAUCUCUCUCUACAUUCUGGGUGCGGAGACUACAGUGGAAAGUGCAGUAUUACGGUUCUUUGACAGUCUCUUUCCCCUGGUGUAUAGUCGGCUAAUAAACCCAGGAAUUACAGAUUUAUCAGAGGACUAUACAGAGUGUCUACGGCUUACAAGGCAAGACAUAAAUCCUUUUGGACACUAUUCUAAAAACAUGGUUACAGAGCUGUCAAAAUCUCUUUGGGCAAGUAGGAUGCUCAGCCAGGCCCUCAAUCUGGGCAUUGAAGUGAUAAAUACUACUGAACAUGCAGCUCUCACGAAGGAAUGUAGCAAAGCUCUAGUGAAGAUGCAGUAUUGCCCACAUUGCCAGGGCCUGACACUCAUCAGGCCCUGUGUUGGAUAUUGUCUAAAUGUAAUGAGGGGCUGCUUGGCCAGUGUGUCAGAACUGGAUGCACAAUGGAGGGAGUAUAUCUCCACGCUGGAAUAUCUGACUAAUGAAAUGGCUGCCUCACAUGAUGUGGAAAUUGCACUGAUGGGAAUCUGGAACUCCAUCAAUGAAGCCAUCCUGCAUGCACAGUUGAAUGGACCACAGCUCUCUGCUACAGUCGAUAAAGUGUGUGGACAGCCCAAACAUCAAGAAGGGAACCUGUCAUCAGACAAUAUAGUGCCAGUGAAGGAAGCGACUGCUGACACCCAGACAUUUGUGAUGGCUCACGCUAGUCUGAACAAUAGAAGAAGUUCUCUGCCUCUGAAAGCUUCAAAGAAUGACAAAUCAAGAAGUCUGAAAAAAGUCUCUCGAGAGUUCAUCAGUUACAUGAAGCGAUCCCGAACCUUUUAUGCCUCUAUAGCAGAACGGCUGUGUGAUGGAGAUCUGGUGAUGAGAGACAGCUCAACCUGCUGGAAUGGAGAGGAUGUUGUAGAAAGUUACACCAGCAGAGUUGUUUCCAACGGACUGAAGGCACAAAUUAAUAAUCCAGAACUAAAAGUCAGAGGACUGGACCCACUCAUCAGUAAUUUGAUUGACAAACUUCAGCAUUUCAAUCAACUGGAUGCUGAGAAGGCAAAAUUAAAACUGGAAAGAUGGGCUUCCCGAGAUGCUGGCAGUGGCGGUGGAAGAAGUGAAGAGUUGGAGUCAAGUGGGGAUUGUGAUGAUGAAGAUGGCUGUCAAGGAUCCGGUGACAAGAUUCACACAGCAGAUAUACUCAAGGACAAGAAAACCCAUCCAGAAAACAGAAACGAACCAAAACCAACUGUGAAAAAGAUUGACACCACAACUACCACAAGCACUGUCAAGUCAUCCUCUAAACACAGUGUAACUGGAAAUGGGAGCAAUCCAGCCCUGAGUUCCUCACUUGUUAUUUUAACAGCACUAGCAGUUCUGUGGCAUCAUCCACUGUAGCUGCAUUGCCUUGCAGCCACUGCACAAGCCUUUCCUCCUCACUGUCGUUUAUACCUACAGCCUUACCCAAGAGAAAAGGAAUUUAAAUGGCUCUCUAGUUUAUGUGAUAUGUUAGAAUAAAUAUUAAACAAUAUGCUGGAGUUGGCAGA
This is a messenger RNA of Neopsephotus bourkii (Bourke's parrot), 2091 nucleotides long. RefSeq names its product glypican-5-like. The coding region runs from base 344 to 1942 and encodes 532 amino acids. The transcript has 9 exons. Lineage: Eukaryota; Metazoa; Chordata; Aves; Psittaciformes; Psittacidae. The record is from RefSeq and is a predicted model, not a curated record. Gene Ontology annotation, cellular component: plasma membrane; extracellular region; cell surface. Gene Ontology annotation, biological process: cell migration; positive regulation of canonical Wnt signaling pathway; regulation of protein localization to membrane.